Messenger RNA from Sinocyclocheilus grahami, 12537 nucleotides. It is a transcript of the gene lrp2a, whose product is annotated as low density lipoprotein receptor-related protein 2a. The transcript has 73 exons. Gene Ontology annotation, biological process: receptor-mediated endocytosis. The record is from RefSeq and is a predicted model, not a curated record. Gene Ontology annotation, molecular function: hormone binding; protein binding; calcium ion binding. Gene Ontology annotation, cellular component: signaling receptor complex; plasma membrane; apical plasma membrane. Bases 1 to 12537 code for a protein of 4178 amino acids. Lineage: Eukaryota; Metazoa; Chordata; Actinopteri; Cypriniformes; Cyprinidae.
AUGGCAGUCAACUUCACCGAUCUGAAUGGUUUAAUAGGCUUCCCGACUCUAUGUUUGCCUCCUUUCCACUCGCCGCCAAUGCCAAGCCGCGUUGGUGUACCAGUAGGUCUUUUCUCCACGACUCUGAGCCAAAAAUAUCCUGUCAUUUUCUGUGUAGGUUCAGGUUGUGAGGCGGGGUCUUUCCGCUGUGGGACAGGCCGUUGUAUUCCAGCAAGCCAGAGGUGCGAUGGAACAACCGACUGUUCGGAUAACUCAGACGAAAUUGGCUGCCCCCAGCCCACCUGCGAGAGUGCUCAGUUCCAGUGCUUGAGUGACGGCGAGUGCAUUCCGCAGCACUGGGUCUGUGAUGAUGAAGAGGAUUGUGAGGAUGGCUCCGAUGAAAGGCAGCACUGCCCUGGCAGGACGUGCUCCAGUUCACAGUUCACCUGUACGAAUGGGGCCUGCAUCCCGGGAGGAUACAGGUGCGACCGUGUACCUGACUGUCUAGACGGCGCAGAUGAGAGAAACUGCUUCUACCCAGAGUGCUCGGAGCUGAGGUGUGCUAACGGGGCAUGUUAUAACAGAAGCCAGCGCUGUGACCAGGUGCUCAACUGCCGAGACGGCUCAGACGAGGCCAAUUGCACCCAGCGGUGCAGCAGCGGUCAGUUUCAGUGCAAUAAUGGAGAAUGUAUUCCUCGCGGAUACGUCUGCGAUCAUGACGAUGAUUGUGGAGACAGAAGUGAUGAACAGAACUGCACCUACCCAACCUGCAGAGGAACGUACUUCACCUGUCCCAGCGGCCGCUGCAUUCAUCAGGUCUGGCUGUGUGAUGGAGAGGAUGACUGCGAGGGCAAUGCGGAUGAGAGAGGCUGUGAUAAUGUCCAGCGUGAGUGUUAUCCCGGGGAAUGGCCGUGUCCUUCUUCUGGUGUUUGCAUCCCUCUGGAGCAUAUCUGUGACGGGACGGCACACUGUCUGGAUGGAGAAGAUGAAACCAACACCACUGCUGGACGCAACUGCAGUAUCUGGCGCUGUGCAUCUCUGAGCUGUGAGCAUCACUGUCGCUCCUCUCCUGACGGAGGAACCUGUGCCUGUCCGUCGGGAUACGUGGUCAGCAGAAACGACAGCCGCUCAUGCAUUGAUUACGAUGACUGUAGUCUGUGGGGCAUGUGUGACCAGCUGUGUGCGGAUCGGAUCGGAAGCCAUCGCUGCAGCUGUCGGGACGGUUACCUUCUGGAGCAGCACAAAUACUGCCGCGCAAAUCCCUCAUCUGGGGUGCCUUCGCUUAUAUUCUCCAACGGGAGAGACUUGCUGAUCGCUGAUGUCCAUGGACACAACGUUCAAACCCUGGUGGAGUCCCAGAACAGAGGAGUCGCUGUUGGUGUGGACUUCCAUUACCAGCUGCACAGAGUCUUUUGGACCGACACAAUCCAAAAUAAGGUGUUUUCCGUGGAUACGGACGGGUCGCGUUUGCAGGUGGUGCUGAACGUAUCCGUGGACUAUCCUGAAAACCUGGCCGUGGACUGGGUGAAUAACAAGCUGUAUGUGGUGGAGGCCAGCGUCAACAGAAUCGACAUGGUGGACUUGGACGGGAGCAACCGGGUCACGCUGAUCGCCGAGCACCUGGGCAACCCGAGAGGUCUCGCGCUUGACCCGACCGUGGGGUACCUUUUCUUCUCUGACUGGGAUACUUUGAAUGGGGAACCGGGUUUGGAGAGGGCCUACAUGGAUGGGACCAAUCGCUACGGGAUCAUCAGGACCAAACUCGGCUGGCCUGCUGGGAUUACUUUGGACCUUGAGGCUAAAAGAGUGUAUUGGGUGGACAGCCGUUACGAUUAUAUUGAAACCACCACUUAUGAUGGCUUGCACAGGAAAACUGUGGUCCAUGGCGGGUCUGUGAUUCCUCAUCCGUUUGGCAUUACUCUGUUUGAGCAUUCGGUCUACUACACUGACUGGACCAAGAUGGCCGUUAUGAAAGCUAAUAAAUACAACGACAACAGCCCACAAGAGCUCUACAGGACCUCUCAGAGACCACAUGGCCUGACUGUGGUCCAUGCAUACAGACAGCCCUUUGCAAGUAACCCCUGUGGCACCGAUCGAGGAGGCUGUGAACACAUCUGUGUUCUGAGUCACAGAACUGAUAACGGUGGUCUGGGAUAUCGCUGCCGCUGCCGGAUGGGUUUCGAUCUGCAUGCUGACGGCAAGAGAUGCGCGUCUGUGAGGCAGUUUCUGCUGUUCUCCAGUCAGCUGGCGGUCAGAGGAAUCCCCUUCAACCUGUCCACGCAGGAAGACAUCAUUCUCCCCAUCACAGGAACUCCAUCUUAUUUCGUUGGAGUGGACUUCAGUGCUGCGGACAAUUCAAUUUUCUUCUCUGAUACAGGGAAGGACAUAAUCUACAAACAGAAAAUUGAUGGAACCGGCAGGGAGGUUCUAGCAGCCAAUCGGGUGGAUGGUGUGGAAGAUCUUGCUUAUGAUUGGAUAUCGAAGAACCUGUACUGGACGGAUCCACGCUACAGGAGUAUAUCUGUCAUGAAGGUCGCGGAUAAGUCCAGACGAACCAUUGUACGAAACCUCAACAACCCCAGAUCCAUAGUGGUCCAUCCAGUGGCUGGUUAUAUUUUCUGGACUGACUGGUACCGUCCUGCGAAGAUUAUGCGGGCCUGGGGUGAUGGGUCACAUGCUCAGUCGAUUGUAAACACCACUCUUGGCUGGCCGAAUGGCUUGUCCAUUGACUGGAGUGCCAUGCGGCUGUAUUGGGUGGACGCUUUCUUUGAUAAGAUCGAGCACAGCAACUUUGACGGACAGAACAGGUUGUCUUUGGAUCGCAUCACUCAGAUCUCCCAUCCGUUUGGACUUACUGUCUUUGGAGGUUAUGUGUACUUCACCGACUGGAGGCUGGGUGGAAUCGUGAGGGUCCGUAAAACAGACGGAGGGGAGAUGAUGAUCAUACGCCGAGGGAUCAGCCACAUCAUGCAUGUCAAAUCCUUCAACGCUGACUCGCAGAUUGGAUCUAACUUCUGCAACAGGCAAACAAACCCAAAUGGAGACUGCAGUCAUUUCUGUUUCCCAGCGCCGUACUCCCAGCGAGUGUGUGGCUGUCCAUACGGAAUGAAGCUGGAAGCGAAUCAGCAGACGUGUGUGGACGAUCCAUCCAAUGAGCCGCCGACCCUCCAGUGUGGCUCUAACUCCUUCUCGUGCACUAACGGGAAGUGUGUCCCCCAGAGCUACCAAUGUGACGGCGUCGAUGACUGCCAUGACAACAGCGACGAGGCCAACUGCGGUGCUAAUAAUAACACAUGCUCGCCCAUUGCCUUCACCUGUGCCAAUCAGCGCUGUGUGCCCAGAAGCUGGCACUGCGACGGACACAAUGACUGUUUUGAUGGCAGUGAUGAGAGGGACUGUCCCACCCAGACCCCUGGCACUUGCCAGGCCGACCAGUUCAGCUGUGCCAACCAUCACUGCAUCCCCCGCACAUGGCUCUGUGACACCGACAAUGACUGCGGAGACGGAUCCGAUGAGAACAACUGCGAUUCGAUUGGCACAUGCCACCCUGGUCAGUUCCAGUGUCCGGAUCACCGCUGCAUUGACCCCAAUUAUGUGUGUGAUGGAGACAGAGAUUGUGCAGAUGGAGCGGAUGAACAGGGCUGUGUGUACAACUGCACAGCGUAUGAGUUUAAGUGUGCAAACGGCCAUCAGUGUGUAAAUUCCUACUACCGAUGUGACGGGGUGUUUGACUGUAACGAUCGUUCGGAUGAAUCUGGCUGUCCCACGAGGCAGCCUGGCAUGUGUCACCACGAGAGUGAGUUUCAGUGCCAGUCAGACGGCAGUUGUGUUCCCUCAAACUGGGAAUGUGAUGGGCACCCAGACUGUGAAGAUGGCUCAGACGAACACCACGCGUGCCCACCGCGCACGUGCCCCACCUUGCAGUUCCGCUGUGAUAAUGGGAACUGUGUUUUCCAUGGCUGGAUAUGUGACGGUGAUAACGACUGUCGGGAUGGCAGCGAUGAGCGAGACUGUCCCACGCCGCCGUUCCGCUGUCCCAGCUGGCAGUGGCAGUGCCCUGGACACAGUGUGUGUGUUAACCUCAGCAGGGUGUGCGACAACACGCCAGACUGUCCCAACGGUGCCGAUGAAUCCCCUCUCUGCAAUGAGCCUUUACCAGAUCAGGAGAGCUGCUCGGAUAACAAUGCGGGCUGCACUCACGGCUGCAUCCAAGGCCCGUUUGGAGCCCAGUGCACGUGUCCUAUGGGCUUCCAGCUGAGUAACGACUCGAAGACGUGCGAGGAUAUCGAUGAGUGCCAUCCUCCGGGCGUCUGCAGUCAGCACUGCUUCAACGAGAGAGGCUCCUUCCGCUGCCAUUGUCAGGACGGAUACACUCUAGAGGCAGACGGACGCACCUGCAAGGCCUCAGGAUCUCGAGAGGCCUUGCUCUUAGUGUCCAGUCGGAAUCAGAUUGUAUCAGACGACAUCCUCGCACAGCCAAACGUUAUUCGGUCUCUAGUGCGUGAUGGGCGUAAUAUUGUGGCAGUGGAUUUUGACUCCGUUACGGAUCGUAUUUACUGGUCUGACACCACCCAGGACAGAAUAUGGAGCGCUCACAAAAAUGGGACUGACCGCACCGUGGUGAGUGACAUGAGGGGGGGUGUUCUUCUCAAUGAAAAGGUACUGCAACAUCCCCACGCAAUUACCAUUUUUGAGGAUUUUGUCUAUUGGACCGACAGAUACGUCAACCGCGUGAUCCGGGCCAACAAGUGGCACGGACAGAACCAGACAGUGAUGCUGUAUAAUCUGCCCCAGCCCAUGGGUCUGGUGGCUGUUCAUCCUGCCCGACAGCCUGCAGGUUAUAACCCCUGUGACCCCCGUUCGACCCCCUGCACUCACAUUUGUCUCCUGUCAGCGAUCGGCCCCAGGUUCUACUCCUGUGCCUGUCCGUCCGGAUGGACUCUCACCGCUGACCAGUUCACUUGCGCUAGAGUUGAGGAUCCAUUCCUGGUGGUGGUGAGAGACAGCAUCAUUUACGGCAUCCCGCUCAACCCGAAUGACAAGAGCAAUGACGCAAUGGUGCCGGUCGCCGGGCUGCUGAAUGGAUAUGACGUCGACUUUGAUGAUGCUGAGCAGAUGAUCUAUUGGGUGGAACAUCCGGGGGAGAUUCAUCGAGUAAAGUCAGAUGGUACCAACAGAACUGAGUUCGCGCCAGCAGCCAUCCUGGGUUCUCCAGUCGGACUAGCUCUGGACUGGAUGUCUCGGAACCUGUACUACUCCAACCCUGCAUCGCAGUCUAUAGAGGUUCUCAGGCUAAAAGGAGAGAUUCAAUACAGAAAGACUCUCAUCACUAACAACGGCUCACCUACUGGUGCAGGAGCUCCCGUUGGCAUUGCGGUGGAUCCGGCACGUGGAAAGAUGUACUGGACAGAUCAGGGAACAGAGAGCGGGAUCCCGGCCAAGGUGGCAUCAGCAGAUAUGGACGGCUCCAAUGCAGCCAUCCUCUUCACCCAUAAUCUGGAACAUGUGGAGUUCAUAACCAUAGACAUCAGAGAGAACAAGCUCUACUGGGCCGUUACAGGAACUGGCGUGAUCGAGCGCGGUGAUCCCGAUGGAUCAAACCGCAUCACUAUGGUGAAUGGACUGUCCCAUCCGUGGGGUGUGGCCGUAUACGACUCCUACCUGUACUUCACAGAUCGAGACUUUGAGGUGAUUGAACGCGUCGACAAAGCCACGGGACUCAACCGGGUCGUAAUGCGGGAUAACGUGGCCGGUCUCAGAGUCCUCAAAGUGCACUACAGAGACUCCUCAGCAGGCUGGUCUAAUGGCUGCAGUAAUAACGUGGGGACGUGUGAGCAGUUGUGUCUGCCUCGUCCCGGUGGCCUGUUCAGCUGCGCCUGUGCGACUGGGUUCAAACUCAGUGCUGAUAACAGAACCUGUUCUCCAUACCAAUCCUACGUGGUGAUCUCUAUGCUCACUGCCAUCAAGGGCUUCAGUCUGGAGGGAGCGGAUCACUCUGAGUCUAUGGUGCCUGUGGCAGGCAGAGGCCGCAAUGCUCUUCAUGUAGACGUACACAUGCCUUCUGGAUUCAUUUACUGGUGUGACUUCAGCAGCACCGUGGCGUCUCAGAAUGGAAUCCGCACGAUCAAACCGGACGGAUCUGGAUUCCGCAGUAUUGUCACCUCUGGAAUCGGACGUAAUGGCAUACGGGGCAUUGCUGUCGACUGGGCCGCAGGAAACCUCUAUUUCACCAAUGCCUUCUUGACCGAGACGUACAUUGAAGUGAUUCGACUCAAUACCACGUUCCGUCGUGUCCUUCUAAAGACCCAAGUAGACAUGCCUCGUCAUAUUGCGGUGGACCCCAUGAACAGAUACCUCUUCUGGGCCGACUACGGACAGACCCCCAAAAUCGAGCGAGCUUUUCUAGACGGUUCCAACCGGACCGUGCUGGUUUCCUCAGGCAUCGUCACCCCCAGAGGCCUGGCUUUGGACCACCGAGAUGGAUACAUUUACUGGGUGGAUGAUUCCCUGGACAUGAUCGCACGAGUCCGGCCCGACGGGGGUGAGACGGAGGUCGUACGGUACGGGAGUCGCUAUCCGACUCCAUACGGCGUAACCGUGUUUGAGGGGAAUGUAAUCUGGGUGGACAGAAACCUGAAGAAAGUCUUCCAAGCGAGCAAACAGCCAGGUGCGACCGACCAGCCGCUCGUGAUCCGAGACAACAUCAACAUGCUGCGGGACGUUACCAUCUUCGACCGGAGAAUGCAGCCAAGUUCGGCCCACGAGCUCAAUAACAACCCCUGCUUGGAGUCUAACGGCGGCUGUGCUCACUUCUGCUUCGCCAUCCGAGGAUUUCAGACGAGGAAGUGUUCGUGUGCCUAUGGGAAUCUAGCUGUGGAUAGCAGCAGUUGUGUGGUAUCCCGGGAUGACUACCUUAUCUAUACGACAGAGAGCACUGUACGAUCUCUGCGGCUGGAUCCAGAGGAUCAUUCGCUGCCCUUUCCCGUGGUUAACCUGCCCCGGACUUCGGUAGCCCUUGAUUUCGACCGGUUGGAUGGCAGGAUCUAUUUCACGCAGAGCUCGGGAGCGGGCCAGAGCAAGAUUAGCUUCAUUACUUUGGCUUCGCCUACCUCUUCUGUGACAGAGGUGGCCUCAGAUCUGGGAGCUCCUGAUGGCAUUGCCUACGACUGGAUCAAUAAGAGGAUCUAUUACAGUGACUACAUUAACCAGAGCAUCAGCUCCAUGGCAGUGGAUGGGUCUCAGAGGACUGUUGUAGCACAGGUGCCCAGACCCAGAGCCAUCAUGCUGGAUCCAUGUAGAGGGUAUAUGUACUGGACCGACUGGGGAACCAAUGCAAAGAUAGAGCGUGCAACUCUGGGAGGAAACUUCAGGACCGAGAUCGUCAACACUAGUCUGGUUUGGCCAAAUGGUCUGACACUGGACUAUGACGAUCAAAGGCUGUACUGGGCAGAUGCCAUCCCACAAGCAGCAGCAUUCAUUUCACUCUCAGCAUUUCACACCUGCGAGCCCACUGUGUUCACAUGUGGAAAUGGCCGUUGUGUGCCAUACCACUACCGCUGCGAUCACUAUAAUGACUGCGGGGAUAACAGUGACGAGACCGGCUGCAUAUUCCGCCCCUGCGACCCCAACACUGAGUUCACCUGCAAUAACGCUCGCUGCAUUGCACGGGAAUACGUCUGCAACGGAAUAAACAAUUGCUACGACAAUGGGACCUCGGAUGAGCAGAACUGCGCUGAGAGGACAUGUCAGCCAGAGCACACCAAAUGCCAGACCACCAACAUCUGCAUCCCGCGCUCGUACCUGUGUGAUGGAGAUAAUGAUUGUGGUGACAACAGUGACGAGAGCCCAACGCAUUGUGCCACAUCUACUUGUUCCCAGAACGAGUUUCGCUGCUCGAGCGGACGCUGUAUUCCCGGACACUGGUACUGUGAUGGCGGUACAGACUGCAACGAUGGUUCUGAUGAGCCCGUUACCUGUACCACCACGGUGAGGACCUGCAACUCCGACCAGUUCCGCUGCGAUGAUGGAAGGUGCAUCGCCUCGUCCUGGAUCUGCGAUGGAGACAACGACUGCGGGGACAUGAGCGACGAGGACGAGAGACACAACUGUGCAAACCGUACCUGUUCUCCUCAGGAGUUCACCUGUAUAAAUAACAGGCCUCCUCAGAGGAAGUGUAUCCCAUGGGACUGGGUGUGUGACGGAGAUGCAGAUUGUUCGGACGCAUACGAUGAGCACCAGAACUGCACUCGCAGAUCCUGCUCUGCCAACGAAUUCACCUGCAACAACGGCCUCUGCAUCCGCAACUCCUACAGGUGUGACCGUCGUAAUGAUUGUGCAGACAGCAGUGAUGAGCAAGGCUGCACCUAUCAGCCGUGCCAACAGCAUCAGUUCACCUGUCAGAACGGCCGCUGCGUCUCGCAGGAUUUCGUCUGUGACGGGGACAACGACUGCGGGGAUGAAUCUGACGAGCUGGAUCACCUGUGCAGGACCCCAGCACCCACCUGCCCUCCCGGAAACUUCCGGUGUGACAACGGAAACUGCAUACCACUCAGCGAGGUGUGUGACCGGAACGAUGACUGCAACGACAACAGUGAUGAGAAAGGCUGUGGCAUCAAUGAGUGCACAGACCCAUCCAUGCACCACUGCGACCACAACUGCACCGACACUCCCACCAGCUUCAUCUGCACCUGUCGCCACGGUUACCACCUCAUGUCCGACAACAAAACGUGCGACGAUGUGGACGAGUGCUCGGUCACGCCCAGCGUGUGCAGCCAGGUGUGCGAGAACACCAUGGGCUCGUAUGUGUGCAAGUGUGCUCCAGGCUUCCUCCGCGAACCCGACGGACGCAGCUGCAGGCAGAACAGCAACAUCAGCCCCUACCUGAUCUUCAGCAACCGCUACUAUCUGCGCAAUUUGUCGUCGGACGGCGAGGCCUACUCGCUCAUUCUGCAGGGCCUCACCAGCGUGGUGGCGCUGGACUUCGAUCGGGUGGACAGACGCUUGUACUGGAUCGACGUGAGCCGGAGGGUGUUGGAGCGGAUGUUCUUUAACGGGACGGGACGAGAGGUGGUGGUCAAUGGGAUUUCGCAUGGCGAGGGCCUGGCGGUGGACUGGGUUGGGAGGAAGCUGUACUGGGUCGACAGCUUUCUCGACUGCAUGAAGGUGUCGGAGCUGGACGGCCGGUUUGUGAGGAAGUUAGCAGAACACUGUGUGGAUGCUAAUAACACAUACUGCUUCGAGAAUCCCAGAGCCAUCGUUCUGCAUCCAAAGUUUGGAUAUGUCUACUGGACUGACUGGGGAGACAAAGCCUUCAUUGGACGUGUCGGGAUGGAUGGGAAUAACAAGUCGGCCAUCAUCAUUACUAAGAUCGAGUGGCCCAACGGUCUCACUAUUGACUACACCAAUGACAAGCUGUACUGGUCUGAUGCUCACCUCAACUACAUCGAAUUCUCUGACCUGGACGGGAAUCACAGGCACACUGUGUACGACGGCGUCCUGCCGCAUCCUUUCGCCAUCACGGUGUUCGAGGAAAGCGUGUACUGGACGGACUGGAACACGCGCACGGUGGAGAAGGGCAACAAAUACAACGGCUCUGGACGGGAAGCGCUCGUCAACACCACCCACCGACCGUUCGACAUCCACGUGUGCCAUCCCUACCGCCAGCCCAUAGUGACGAAUCCCUGCGCGGUCAAUAACGGAGGCUGUUCUCACCUGUGUCUUCUGCGAGCCGGAGGUCAGGGUUUCACCUGCGAGUGUCCUGAUCACUUCCUUACCGUGCAGAUAGGGGGCGUCGCACGCUGCCUGCCCAUGUGCUCCAGCACACAGUACAGAUGUGCAGACAAUGAACGCUGUAUCCCUAUCUGGUGGAAGUGUGACGGUCAGCGGGACUGCAGAGACGGGUCGGAUGAACCCUCCACGUGUCCCGUCCGGCACUGCAGACUGGGCCAGUUCCAGUGUAAUGACGGAAACUGCUCCAGCCCACACUUCCUGUGUAACUCUAAUCAGGACUGUCCCGAUGGGUCUGACGAGGACACUGUGCUGUGUGCCACGCAUCAGUGUGAGUCUCAUCAGUGGCAGUGUGCCAAUAAGCGCUGCAUCUCUGAGGCCUGGCAGUGCGACGGGGAGAACGACUGCGGCGACGGAUCCGACGAGGAUCCCGCUCACUGCUCCAGCAGGACCUGCAGACCCGGACAGUUCAAGUGCAGGAACGGCCGCUGCAUCCCGCAGAGCUGGAAGUGUGACGUGGACGAUGACUGUGGCGACAACUCCGACGAGCCCAUCGACGAAUGCAUGGGUCCGGCGUACAGAUGUGACAAUCACACAGAGUUUGACUGCAGGACAAACUACCGCUGUGUUCCUCUCUGGGCCGUGUGCAAUGGACACAACGACUGCAGGGACAACAGCGAUGAACAAAACUGUGAGGAGUUGACCUGUGAGCCGGCGGGUGAUUUCCGCUGUGAUAACCACCAGUGCAUCCCCCUGCGCUGGCGCUGCGAUGGAGACAAUGACUGCGGCGACGGAUCUGACGAACACAACUGCACCCCACGUCCGUGCACAGAGAGCGAGUACCGCUGUGACAACCUCCACUGCAUUCCUGACCACUGGGUUUGUGACCAUGACAACGACUGCGAGGACAAUUCGGAUGAAAGAGACUGUGAGCUGCGGACCUGUCACCCGGGUUACUUCCAGUGCGGUAGCGGCCACUGCAUCUCUGAGCGCUUUAAAUGCGACGGCAACGCUGACUGUCUCGACUUCACUGAUGAAAGCUCCUGUCCCACACGCUACCCGAACAGCACCUACUGUCCACCCUUCCUGUUUGAGUGCAAGAACCACGUGUGUGUGCAGCAGCACUGGAUAUGUGACGGAGAUAAUGACUGCGGGGAUAAUUCAGAUGAGGAACUGCAUCUCUGCUUGGACAUCUCAUGUGAUCCUCCGUUCCGUUUCCGCUGUGAUAACACCCGCUGCAUCUACAGUCACGAGCUCUGCAACUCUAUAGAUGACUGCGGUGAUGGAACCGACGAGAGACCGGAGCAUUGUGUGACUCCCACACAUGGGCCCUGCUCUGCAGACGAGUAUAAAUGUGGGAACGAUCAGUGCAUUCCUCUGCAGUACGCCUGCGACGACUACGACGACUGUGAAGACCAGACCGAUGAACUCGGCUGCUACUACGGCCAUGGACGCACAUGCAGUGAGAAUCUGUGUGAGCAUAACUGCACAGAUUUGUCGACCGGAGGCUUCAUUUGUUCCUGUAGACCUGGAUAUAAACCCAACCCGGAGGACAGGAACAACUGCAAUGGUUUGAACGAGUGUGAGAUUUAUGGGACGUGCCCACAGCUGUGCAGGAACACUAAGGGCAGUUAUGAGUGUUUCUGCGCUGAUGGGUUUCGAUCAGUGGGAGAGCAGCCGGGAGUCGAAUGCGCUGCUGAGGGAAAUCCUCCCGUCUUGUUAUUGCCUGAUAACGUGCGGAUCCGUCGAUUUAAUCUCUCGUCAGCGCAGUACUCUGAUUAUGUGGAUAAUGCAGAGCACAUUCAGGCACUGGACUACCUGUGGGAUCCAGAAGGCCUCGGCCUAAGUAUAGUGUUCUGGACAGUGUUGGGACGAGGCUCUGAGUUCGGUGCGAUUAAGAGGGCCUACAUGACCACGUUUGAUGACCAUGGAAAUAAUCCUGUGAAAGAGGUGGACCUGAACCUCAGAUACAUCUCCAGUCCUGAUGGCAUAGCUGUGGACUGGAUCGGAGGCCAUAUUUACUGGACAGAUGCUGGGACUAAUAGAAUCGAAGUGUCGAAACUGGAUGGACGUUACAGAAAGUGGCUGAUUCACAGUGAUCUUGAUCAGCCAGCCGCUAUUGUGGUCAAUCCUGGUCUAGGACUGCUGAACCCCUGUCAGGGUGUCUGCAGUCACCUGUGUUUGCUGCGGCCAGGUGGAUACACCUGUGCCUGUCCGCAGGGCUCCACACUGCUCUCAUUCAACAAGAAUGAAUGUGAUGCCGCCAUCGAGGCAGAGGUGUCCAUGCCACUUGCAUGCAGAUGCAUGAAUGGAGGAACAUGCUACACUGAUGAGGGAGGCCUGCCGAAGUGCAAGUGUCCAUACGGUUACUCGGGUAGUUACUGUGAAAUGGGGAAGUCUAGAGGUGCUCCUGCAGGAACAGCUGUGACCGUCCUGUUAGCAGUGGUUAUUAGUCUGAUUACUGGAGCUCUGGUUGUGGGAGUUUUCCUCAACUACAAGCGCACCGGCUCUCUCAUCCCGUCAAUGCCUAAACUACCCAGUCUGAGCAGCCUGGUGAAGUCGGCAGACACAGGAAAUGGAGUGGCAUUUCAUUCAGGUGACAAUGUCACGAUGGACCUGGAGCCUCAGACUCUGGGAGUGUCGUUCAUCGACAGGGCCAUGCAGCUGGAUGAGCAAAUGCAUGGAGCUGCAGACGCCAGCUCUUCAUCACAGCCGUCUCCUUUCGGUCCUCCUCCCAAACCCCAGAAACGAGAGAAACUGAGCGCCUAUUCACCAACAGAGGACACCUUUACAGACACGGCCAACCUAGUUAAAGAGGACAGUGAAAUAUGA